Molecule: messenger RNA, 596 nt
Organism: Pyrus x bretschneideri (Chinese white pear)
Lineage: Eukaryota; Viridiplantae; Streptophyta; Magnoliopsida; Rosales; Rosaceae
Product: ATP-dependent DNA helicase Q-like 4A
Exons: 3
Coding region: 34-522 (162 amino acids)
Molecular function (GO): nucleic acid binding; nucleotide binding
Source: RefSeq, a predicted model, not a curated record
ACUAAUAUCAUUAGAGAAGCUGGUGAUGGUGUCAUGGCACACCACAUAUUUCCGAAUACAACGAUUAAAAACAUAAGCAGCAAAAUGCCUAGAACGAAGGAUGAACUCCUCGAGAUAAAUGGCAUUACCCAAAUUAAGGUGGCCAGGUACGGAGAUCGAAUACUUGAAACAAUUGAAGCUGCCAUAAAGGAAUACUUCAAAACAGAUAAAAACAGCAGCGGUGGCAAUGACAGCAACGAUAUAAAGAGGAAAAGAGAUGGUAACAAGGAUCGGAAGGAAAUUUUUGAAGAUGACGACUUCAGAAGCACAGAUAGAUCGAAGAAGAGGGCUCCAAAGACGCAGAGCAAUACUAUUGAGACCUUCCGUUAUGUGGAGCCAGAUUACAGUGAAUUCAUAGAUGAUGAAUUAGACUUAUCUGGUUAUGACUUUGAAGCUAAUGUUCCGGAUAUGAAAACCAAUCAGAACGGUGGCGGAAGAGUGCUGCCACAGUGGUCAACUCCUGGAAAUGGGCGACAUCGGUAGAAUUUUAUUCUUUUGCAUCGAAUUAGGAAGAUGUGGGCGGUGAGACUCCGAAGACGACCAUGCAUUUCCGGCUG